AUGAGCCGAUUCCGCAUCCGCAGCAGAGCAGCCUCUCUCCUCACCUCUAGCGUAGGCUAUCUUGCGACGCGAGACUGGCAAGCGAGCGCCAAGCUCCAGUUUCCUUCCACCUCCGCGGCGUCUGCACGUAACGCACUGGCCCAGUCCCCCAACUUCUCCUCAACCUCUUCGCUACCACGUAUACGAGACAUGUCGGCCCGUGCAGGACUCGAUAGCGUCGUUCUCCUACCAGGUUGGGCACAACGUAGAGUCGCCCGUGACCGUCAUCCGCAAGGCUGGGCUACCGUUGACGCUCCCGAAGAUCUCCAAGAUGGCGAGAUCGAGCUCCACAUCUCCCUACACGGCUUCGUCUCAAGGUCCCUAGAUGCUCCCAGUAGGAGCCAACGCAUCUUCAACCAGAUGGCACGUCAGCUAGCAAGCCUUCCUCGCAUACAACCUCAACCUUCAGACGCUGCUAUCCUCGAUUCUUCUUCUGCGCCCUUGGUAGAGGAGCCACAACAGAUCGAGGAUGAUGAGCCUCUUCCAGCAGAUGGCGAGCCUCCCGGCCACCUGCACGCUUCCGAGAGAAUCGCACGCAAGGUCAUCGAGAAUGCCGACGAUCAGACUCUGGUCCGCCUCAUGGAGAACCUCAACGCUUUCCCCACUGACUCUGCCGCCGCGCAUCAGGCUGCCAAGGAAGGCGAUCCAAGCCCCGUUCACCUGCACAGAUCCGAUACCUUCCCUCAGCGACCAAAGAGAACCGACAGCAUGCUCUCCGGGGGCUCAGCACAAUGGCUCAACCGCAGCCUAGAUGAGGUAACUGUCUUCCAUCACAAUCUCACCCGCCGCUUGCAAGCUUAUUGGGUGUAUCGCUCGCCUCACAAACAUGUCUUCAUCCAAGUCUCUCCUAUCAUCAACGGCAACAUUACAUGCGACCAAGAUGGCAAUCGUCUCAUCAUAGCUUCCACCCGUCUCACGACCGACUCCACCGGCCAAUUCGAGCAUCGCCUCGUUGUACCUUGGCAUAUGCUCUCUGCAUUCUGCCGCCACUAUGCCGACUUGCUCAAAGUUACGCCCAACGAGAUAGAGGCGGUCGACGUGAAAGCAAGUCUCAUAACCUCAAAGUCUGAAAAUCUCGAUGCAACUGGCGCCGAGUCUCCAUGGCGACGCUCUUCCAUCCAUGAGGACCACGCCCGGCGUGUCAGGAUCAUCUCUGACAUCGACGACACAGUCAAGCACACUGGCGUUGUUCAGGGCGCAAAGCAGAUCCUUCGCAACGUCUUUGUGCUACCUUACCAUGAAGCCGAAGUCAAAGGCAUUUCCUCCUGGUACCAUGCAAUGACUGACUUGGGUGCUGGUCUUCAUUACGUUACCAACGCUCCGCUCGAACUUUAUAGUCUUGUCCUCGACUUUCUUGAAGCUGUCCGACUCCCCAUCAGUCAUCUCGUCCUGAAGCACUAUCCGAGUGGUGCACGAAGCUUGCUGUCCAGCUGGCUCGAGCCAGCAGGAGAGAGAAAAAGAGCCAACCUCCUCAAGAUUCUCGACGACUUCCGCACUUCUCAAUUCAUCCUCAUUGGUGAUUCUGGUGAGCUAGACUUGGAGCUUUACUGUGCAUUAGCUGCCCAGCGUCCUUCGCAAGUACGAGGCGUCUUUAUUCGCGACGUGAGCAGCCCCAGCGUUGCCAAAGAGGAGGUCUCCUCCUUCUCAGCAGCAUCUUCGACCGAUAGACUAUCCAGCGUUUCCAGCAGUAUCGACGACGCCUUGCCCAAAGCGCCUCAAAGUGCCCUGACACAACCAGCACAAGCACGCUGCGUCGAGGCACCCGAGCCAGAGUUCUUCGACACAUCCUAUCCCCCAAAAGCACCCACCGCAUUGCACUUGCCGACAGCCAAAUACACUGGCCAAGCCGCUGAGGCCGCACAAUCUUCUCGUACUCUCUCAGAGCAAGAGAUGAGACAGGCGCAAACUUUCCAGACUCGCCUCAACAAGGCCACAAGCAUGCUUCCUCGCAGCACCGUCUUCAGGCUUUUUAGAGAAGGUGGCGAUGUUCAGCAACAGGCCUGCCAACUCAUUCGCGAGCUACAGAACGGAACCAGACCAGCCGAUCGCUCGUCCUUUCACCAGACAUAA
Ustilago hordei is the source of this 2109-nucleotide messenger RNA. RefSeq lists its product as uncharacterized. The transcript has a single exon. Bases 1 to 2109 code for a protein of 702 amino acids. Lineage: Eukaryota; Fungi; Basidiomycota; Ustilaginomycetes; Ustilaginales; Ustilaginaceae. The record is from RefSeq and is a predicted model, not a curated record. Gene Ontology annotation, molecular function: phosphatidate phosphatase activity. Gene Ontology annotation, cellular component: actin cortical patch.